Prorocentrum cordatum is the source of this 886-nucleotide messenger RNA. The record is from the annotation of a GenBank genome assembly. Lineage: Eukaryota; Dinophyceae; Prorocentrales; Prorocentraceae.
AGGGAGGAGGGAGGGGAGCCCAGCCGACCCGGGGCGGCCCCGGCCCGCCCUGCGGGGCGCCCAUGGAGCAGCUCGCCUGGGCGCUGCCGGCCCCCCGCCCGGCGCAGCCCGACGUGGCGGGCGGCACCCUGCCCGAAGCGGACUGCCCGGGCCCCUGGUUGCGCGCCUGGGUGGAGUUCCAGGUGGACUCGCGCAUCAACCAGGCGCUGCGGGAGCUCGCCGCCGCAGGCGGCGCGCCGUCCAGGGCGCCGGGCGACGACGCCGGCGGUCGCCAGGCCGCGGGCGCCGAGGUCCGGCGGGUUGCGGAGGCGCACGCGUCGCUGCUGGCCGUGGUGGAGGGCCUGGUGGGCGAGGUUUCGAAGGUGCCACCGCUGGAGCGCGAGCAGGCCGCCGCGGAGAAGGCGCGGCGAUCCCUGGAGGAGGGGCUGAAGAGGCUCGAGGGCUCGCUGUCGGCGGUGGCGCGGGCAGACGCCGAGGCGCGGCUGGAGCACGUCGAGGGGGCGCUGCAGGGGCACGCCGAGUCGCUGGGCCGCCUCCAGGCGGAGCUGGCCGCCCGUGGUGAGGACGCCGGCAGGCUGCAGAGCCUGGAGGAGCGGUGGGGCGCGGCGCGCGCGGCCAGCGAGGGCACGGAGGCGAGACUGCAGCAGCUCGAGCAGAGGUGCCAGGAGCUGACGGGCCGCAGCCCCGAGGCCCGCCGGCUGCAGCGCCUGGAGCAGCUGUGGGACGCCGCCGUCGCGGCCCGCGAGGGCCAGGAGAGGCGAAGCUUCGGCAGCUCGAGGAGAGGUGUGAGCAGAGGCCCGGGCUCGAAGCGAAGCUCCAGCAGCUCGAGCAGAGGCUGCAGCGGGGCCCUGGCAACACGGGCUGGGAGGCGCGUGCCGCGGAGGUG